AUGGCACGCGACAAUGCCGUGCCGAUGGCGACAAGGCCCGCUCCGGUCCCCACGUCCAAGCUGCCCGCGUUUCUGCGCUUCCCGCUGCUCGUCGUCCUUGGUUUCGCCACGUCCAUGGCUCUGUACUCCGGCGCGAGCGAGUUCAUCGACCCGCAGCUGAGGGCCGUGUGUAGAAGCUCCAACGAGGACUACAAGGUCGCGUCGAGCAUCGCGUGGAGGCUGGCCGAGAUGGGGCUUGGCUGGUUUGCCAGUUACGAUGAUAUUGAUCUCAUCUCUUUCUCUCUCCUCACCCACUCGCCCUGGUACUACCUUCUCUACACCUUCUAUGACGUCCAGCCCGCGACCAUCGCCAUAUGCUUGAGCAUCGACGCCGCCUCGCUGGCCAUCCCCACGCGCCUGCUCCGCCCGCGCGCCCCGGCCCAUAACCCGCGCGCCGCCCCUGAGGCCGUUCCCAACCGUAGCAUCAUCAACGACUUCCAGACGGUGACCGCGACGUCGCUCCUCGGGUCGGCCAUCUACAGCGUCGUCCUGUCGGCUGCGUUCCUGACCUUCCUCCCCAGCUUCAUGGUGGUGCACUUCGAGGGGCUCGUCUCGCUGGUCCGCGCCCACGCUGCCUCACUCGUGACGCUCUUCAUCACGCUCGCCCCGCUCGGCUACGCCGCGCGUGAGUUCCUUCUCACUCCCAGCCUUAGCGCGCAGACGCACCGCGGCGACGCUGAGCACGAGGCGUUCAACCCUGAGACGGCGGGCCUGGUCGAGCACCUCAUGCACAACUUCUGGUGGGGCAGCAAGAAGACGCGCGUGCUCAUCAAGCGCACCGCGACGCUCGUCGUGUUUUCGUGGAUGCACUCGUUUGCGCACGCCGCUGGCGUCCUCGAGGGCGGCGAUGUCGUGGGCGCGGCGGGAUACUCUGGCGUCUGGGCGGCGGGGUCGCUGCUGAGCGGUCUGAUCUUCAGAUGGGUCGAGAAUGUGUGA
Molecule: messenger RNA, 975 nt
Organism: Aplosporella prunicola CBS 121167
Lineage: Eukaryota; Fungi; Ascomycota; Dothideomycetes; Botryosphaeriales; Aplosporellaceae
Exons: 2
Coding region: 1-975 (324 amino acids)
Source: RefSeq, a predicted model, not a curated record